Xyrichtys novacula (pearly razorfish) is the source of this 804-nucleotide messenger RNA. The record is from the annotation of a GenBank genome assembly. NCBI's taxonomy places the organism in Eukaryota, Metazoa, Chordata, Actinopteri, Labriformes, Labridae.
AUGGCUAAGGCCAGGAGGUCCAUCUUGACUGGUCUUCAGAGCUUCCUGUGUUUCAUCACACUGGACAUGCUUGGUUCUAUUCAAGACUGUACUGUUCAACAUACGAAGCUAACAGAGUAUGUUGAUUGGUUCAUGGCCCUCCCUGAACUAAUGGCAUUUAUUGCCAUUAUUAUCUUGCGGGGGCUGACCAAGGUUCCAUCAUUGAGUGACUGCUGGUCAGCAAACCUGGGAAACCCCCAGAUCAUUGCAACUAUGUCCCGAAAUCGCUUCAAAGACAUUAUGCGACACCUAUGCUUUGAUGAUAGGGACACCCGCAGUGAGCGCACAAAGACUGACAAGUUAACUGCAAUUUCUGCCAUGUGGUCGUCAUUUGUCACCAACUGCAUCACAUCCUACAACUCUGGCCGACACAUCACCACUGACGAACAGCUUUUCCUGUCAAAGACUCGCUGCUGUUUCCUGCAGUACGUUGCAACGAAACCUGACAAGUUUGGGAUCAAGUUUUGGGUGGCUUGUGACUUGAAAUCCAAGUACAUCUGCAAUGUCCUCCCAUAUCUUUGCAAGGACCCCAGUCGUCCCAGUGGGGAGAGACUGUCCGAGAACGUAGUUUUGAGGCUGAUGGAACCAUUCCUGGACAAGCGCAAGAAUGGAACCACAGACAAUUUCUUCACAUUGAUGUCACUUGCGCAACCACUGCUUAGGUGGAAAACCACCAUCCUAGGCACAGUCAACAAGAUUCACUGGGAAAUUCCACAAUCAUCUAGACAGAGGGCCUGCAAUGAAUUCACAACUCAAGUGUUUUAA